AUGGGAAUCGAACUAACCUCACCCGAAAGCAGCCGUUCUCCAUCACCCGUCCUCAGAUGUGCACACUCUGCAAAGGCAGAAGCAAGCCUCGCCAAUAAUUGUCUCACUUACAACGUCUCGGUUGGUUUCAAUGAAGCCUGUGGGGUUGUCUACUUGGUUGUGGUUCACGAUAAAUUCGGUGUGGAAAAGUUGACUCUUCAAAAUAUCCGACGAUUUGAAGUUGCCGAGUGUCAGCUAAAUCACUUUUUGGAGGAAUACCCAGUUGAAGGUUAUCGCGAGCGCGUGCAAAUGCAAAUGGACUUGCAAUCCAUAAACUAUGCUUACGACCAUGCUGACAUGAGUUCUCAUUGA
This is a messenger RNA of Aspergillus niger, 351 nucleotides long. RefSeq lists its product as hypothetical. Bases 1 to 351 code for a protein of 116 amino acids. The record is from RefSeq and is a predicted model, not a curated record. NCBI's taxonomy places the organism in Eukaryota, Fungi, Ascomycota, Eurotiomycetes, Eurotiales, Aspergillaceae. The transcript is spliced from 2 exons.